AUGUCCUUGGCUCACCGCAUCGCCAAUUUCUUCUCCGAACCAACUCCCGCCACUCCCGAUCCGGUUGCUCGCUCAUUACACGACGAUGGACGUUCGGAGGAGUUGCGCCCUCUGCCUGAUUUCAACACCGGAACGCAUUCUUUCAAGGAGGUCGACAUGACGCCCAACGAUGAGCUGGAGGCGCGCCCUCCCAUAUUACAUUCCAUGCUCGCUGGAGGCCUCGGAGGUACAACCGGAGAUAUGCUGAUGCAUUCACUCGAUACCGUGAAGACUCGACAGCAAGGCGACCCACAUUUCCCACCGAGAUAUUCGUCAUUGGGCUCUUCAUAUUACACGAUAUGGCGGCAAGAAGGUAUACGGCGCGGUCUUUACGGCGGGUGGCUGCCGGCCAUGAUGGGUUCAUUCCCCGGGACCGUCUUCUUCUUUGGCACAUAUGAAUGGAGUAAAAGGCUUAUGCUCGACUACGGAGUCCAACAACAUGUGGCGUAUCUUUCAGCCGGCUUUCUGGGUGACCUGGCGGCAUCCGUAGUCUAUGUGCCAUCGGAAGUUCUCAAGACGAGGUUGCAACUUCAGGGACGAUACAACAAUCCCUACUUCCACUCUGGAUACAACUAUCGUGGCACAUUCGAUGCCGCAAAGACAAUCGCUCGUGUGGAAGGACCCAUGGCAUUGUUCCAUGGCUACAAAGCGACCCUCUAUCGAGACCUGCCGUUUUCAGCACUGCAGUUCAUGUUCUACGAGCAGUUUCAAACUUGGGCAAAGCAAUACAAGCAGAGCCGUGACAUUGGUACGGAACUCGAGCUGUUGACUGGCGCUGCUGGUGGAGGGUUGGCGGGAGCCAUUACUUGCCCCCUGGAUGUCGUCAAAACCAGACUACAAACACAAAUAGAGACGCCCCAACCUGUAAAAACAAAAGAGCGCACCAGCGUGGAUGCAAAGGCUGGCGUCAAGGAGACAUCGGCGAAGAAGCCUGGCGCAAGGAGGCCUAUAUCCACUUCAUCGCCAUCGACACAUACUCCCCGGCCGGGUGCAAUCGUAUUAGACACCUCUUCAGUUUAUCAGGGUCUGAAGUUGAUUUACAAGACUGAAGGACUUGGCGGUUGGUUCCGAGGUGUCGGUCCACGUUUUGUGUGGACUAGUGUACAAAGCGGGUGCAUGCUAUUCCUGUACCAAACCAUCUUGCGGAGAUUAGAGAUUUGGAUGCCGCUGGCAGACUCUGAAACUUCGAUAUAA
Molecule: messenger RNA, 1233 nt
Organism: Pestalotiopsis fici W106-1
Lineage: Eukaryota; Fungi; Ascomycota; Sordariomycetes; Amphisphaeriales; Sporocadaceae
Exons: 2
Coding region: 1-1233 (410 amino acids)
Biological process (GO): magnesium ion export from mitochondrion
Molecular function (GO): magnesium ion transmembrane transporter activity
Source: RefSeq, a predicted model, not a curated record